AUGGUAUCUUAUUUACAAAGUAGGGAGAACUUGUGUAAUGGACAAUCACACACACCUUGUCAUAGAAUUGUCCCAAAUGAUGAGGAAGGUUCUGAGAUAGAGUUUGAAGGUUGGAUUCAAAUGGGCAAUCCUGUUAGGGAACGGACUCGGGGUUGUGUUGGAAGUUGUCAAAGAUCCUGUUCAAUGAAUUCUCCAAAUAUGCACCUUUUACAAAAUGAUAACAACUGUUGCUCAAAUAAUGAUGUGAUUAAUGUUUUGUGGGAGCACACUCCAAAAAACAGUUGUAAUCACUUAUGUCCUCACAAUUUAAACGUUUAUAAUUCUGUUAGAAGGGUGGCUAGGUGUCCAGAUUGCAAUGGGAAAAUUAAUGUAGUUGAAAAACAGAUUAGAAAUGAAAACGAGAUAUAUUAUGUGAACAAUAGGCAGAAUCCUCCUUCCGUUGUCGUUCAGAAGCCGCAGACUGUGGUUGUCAGGAAUAGAUCUAGGCCUCCCAUUAUUGUACAACAGCCUCCUCCUAACGUUAUUGUUAAAAACGACCCUCCUCAGCCUAUUUACGUUCAGAACCCUCCUCCUAACAUCACUGUCAAGAACACUGCACCUGAGAGGGGGAUGAAUGAAGAGCCCUUUAUUAGACAAUCAGCUUGUGGCAUGAAUAGGAGCGUUCAAAACGUCCCGAUUCCUCAAAAGAGGAACCACUGCAUAUACCAUUGCAAGUAUCCUUGCUGUGUAAAUUAUAAUACCUAA
Theileria annulata is the source of this 744-nucleotide messenger RNA. RefSeq lists its product as uncharacterized. The coding region runs from base 1 to 744 and encodes 247 amino acids. The record is from RefSeq and is a predicted model, not a curated record. Lineage: Eukaryota; Apicomplexa; Aconoidasida; Piroplasmida; Theileriidae. The transcript has a single exon.